AUGUUUCAAACAUCAGCCUAAUCAAACGUGUGUGCAAUAUUUAUAAAUACUCUUCGCAAUCAUGGAAAACGACGAAGAGAAAAAGGAUAAACCUAAUCCGUUUAAAAAUGAUCAAUGGAAAAGAGCAGCAAUAUACACAAGAGCUGUAAAUGCAUUUCGAGAUACAAUAUCGAUCAAUAGUGAAGCUGCAUCGGAAUUCGAUACACGAAAACAGAUUAAAUAUGGUACAAAGUAUCAAGCUGCAUGGGGAAUUAUUACGGAAUAUUGUGAUAAUAGUACAAUUCAUGGCAUCAGAUAUAUGGGCGAAAUGAAACGCCCAAUACUUGAAAGACUCUUUUGGACCGUUGUAUUCUGUUCAUCAAUUUUCAUCUGUUUCACUUUAACAAUGAAUGUCUGGGACAAAUGGAACAACAAUCCGGUUAUUGUAAGUUUUGCUGAAAAAUCAACACCAGUCUGGCAGAUACCAUUUCCAUCGGUAACCGUAUGCCCUGAGACAAAAUCAAAUCAUCAAGUCUUCAAUUUUACUGAUAUGUUUUGGAAAUUAGCUGAAGAAAAAAAGGACAACAUAUCAGAUAAAGAAAAUUAUUACAUGGAAGCAAUAUCACAAGUUUGUCUCUACCAUUUACUAGGAGGUUUUGAUUAUGGUAAAAAACUUGCUAAUGGAUCGGAUUUAAUUGGCGCCCUAGAAGAAACCAGUUUGGCUUUUAAUGAAACAUAUUUCUUUUGCAAAUGGCGCAAUUUCGAUAGUUAUUGUGAUAAAUUUCGAAAAAUGAUUACCGAAGAAGGAUUGUGUUAUAGUUUUAAUGCAUUUGAUCCGAAGGAUGUUUAUCGGGAAGAAGCUCUUGUUGAUGAUAUUAUCUUCGGCGGAGACUUUAAUGAAACUGUCGAAUGGAGUCUUGAAGAUGGUUAUGGUGAAGAAGCUGGACCAGAUACAUAUCCUUAUCGGGUAUUGGGGGCUGGUGCAAGAGGUGGCCUCUUUUUGGCACUCAAAGGUAUGGAAGCUGAUACUGAUCAAUUGUGCCGAGGUCCUGUGCAGGGUUUUAAAAUUUUGUUGCAUACUCCGGGGGAGAUUCCACAAGUGUCACAGCAAUACUUUAGAAUUCCAUUUGAUCAGGAGGUUCUAAUAUCAAUUAAACCGAAGAUCAUCACUACAUCGGAUGGAUUGAAGCAUUAUGAGCCUAUGAGGCGUCAAUGUUACUUCCAAGAAGAGAGAUAUUUGAGGUUUUUCAAGCUCUAUACCCAAAGUAACUGUGAAUUGGAAUGUUUAUCGAAUUUUACUUUGAAAGAAUGUGGUUGUGUGAAGUUUUCUAUGCCCAGAACAGCAGAUAUGCCUGUAUGUGGAGCUGCUAAUAUUCUAUGUGUCAACUCAGCUGAAGACUCACUUCUUCUUAAAGAAUUCAAACAGGGUCUAAAGACAUCUGCCACUAAUUUCCGUGGUGCUACGGAUUGUAAUUGUUUGCCAGCUUGUACUUCCAUUGCAUAUGAGGCUGAAAUUUCCCAAGCUGAUUAUGAUUAUGCUUCGCAGUUUAGAGCUUUUAAAGAAUAUAAUUAUAUGGAGGAUAAUCCUGGAACUCGAAUGUCAAGAUUGUCAAUAUUUUUCAAAGAAGCUCAAUUCUUAACCUCCAAACGAUCGGAAUUGUAUGGUACUACGGAUUUUCUUGCCAAUUGUGGUGGUUUAUUGGGUUUGUUUAUGGGUGUUUCGACAUUGAGUAUUGUUGAAUUGGUCUAUUUUUGUACAGUACGAUUGUGUAUUAAUUUGAGAAUGCGAAGAAAGAAACGUUUAGAGAUGAGACGUUUGGAAAAAGCUAAUGAGGAAGGUUUUGAUGCAGAAAUGGAUUUGCCUGAAAAAGAGGCUUAAAGUGUUGUUUUUUUUUUGGUUUUGAAAUAAAAUUUUUGCCAAAUUUGUUAGUCAGUUUUUUUGUUAAA
This is a messenger RNA of Episyrphus balteatus (marmalade hoverfly), 1926 nucleotides long. RefSeq names its product pickpocket protein 28-like. Lineage: Eukaryota; Metazoa; Arthropoda; Insecta; Diptera; Syrphidae. Gene Ontology annotation, cellular component: membrane. The record is from RefSeq and is a predicted model, not a curated record. The transcript is spliced from 8 exons. Gene Ontology annotation, biological process: sodium ion transmembrane transport. Gene Ontology annotation, molecular function: ligand-gated sodium channel activity. Bases 62 to 1858 code for a protein of 598 amino acids.